Entrophospora sp. SA101 is the source of this 372-nucleotide messenger RNA. The record is from the annotation of a GenBank genome assembly. NCBI's taxonomy places the organism in Eukaryota, Fungi, Glomeromycota, Glomeromycetes, Entrophosporales, Entrophosporaceae.
AUGUCGGGUUUGCAAGAGAAUAAGCCUUUACCAAAUUUUGGAAGAUCAAGGGGACUACAUUCAUAUGUAGAAAAUUGGCAAUCAUUGAUUGAAGCAACUCAUUUGGUUAAUCAUGUUCAAGGAAUCGGAAAAUCGUUUUGGCAGGUGGAUGGAUCACUUGGUGGAAUGGUUAUUUUAUGUUAUGCUAUAAAAUAUCCAGAGACAUUUGAUUCGUUUGUGGUGAUGGCUCCUUUAAUUUAUAUAGAUGAUAAAGGCAGUCCUAGUAAACUAAUUGAAAAUAUAGCAAAAAUUCUUGUUAAAACAUCUUUUGAACAUCUAUCAUUUGCCAAAGCCUACCGUGGUAAAAGUAGUAAUGGUCCAUUACAUGAAUUU